CAUCGAUCAUCAUCGGAAAAGGACACCUCUUUGUCUGACUUCGUCCGGACGGGAGCUGGUACUUUUUGGAUUUACUUCAGGGAUUCUUGUCAAUUUGUUAAAUCUCUGGCUUGUUUGUUUUCUCUUUCUGUUUACCUUUGAUUUCUUUCCUUCCAACAAACUCCGACAAUAUGCACUCCUCCCUCAACCGCGCGCAGGCCGUCUUCAGCUUCUUCACCACCGUAGCUAUAUUCAUUGCCGGGUUCACUGCGCUAUCAGUCCUGUUGUAUCCUACCGAUGAUGCAAAAGCCAGUGUUCAAGUGAAAGAUGUGCGGGUAAUCAAAGGAAGACCGCAUUACUACUCGAUGAAAAAGGAAGAAUACGCACACAUAAAAUUCGAUCUGGAUGCAGACCUCUCCCCCCUCUUCAAUUGGAACACAAAACAACUCUUCGUCUUCGUUCUAGCCUCCUAUUCCUCUUCCGACAACGAGAAAGAUAAUGCACAAACCUCCCAAUCCAUAAUCUGGGACACCAUCAUCCCAGCCCCGGAAUCCCCCUAUUCCUUCAACUCACUCCGUGAACGGUUUCUGCCAUCAACGUCUACGUCUACGUCUUCAUCCCGGCGAUCGACACUAAAGCAGAAGAGCGCGACGACGGCGGCAAAGAGCGCCAACAUCAAGAAGGAUACACGCGGCGCACGCCCCGGGGUCCUCCGUCUGAGGAACCAGAGACCCAAGUAUCAGAUUAGCGAUAUCACGGGCCGCAUGUCGGAGAAGAGGAACGUGACGCUGUCUGUGGGGUGGAACGUGCAGCCUUGGGUUGGGGGGUUAUGGUGGGGUCCUGCGUCUGGUUCUGUGCCUCACACGGCUGGGUUGGUGGAGGAGAGUAAGAGGUUUGAUUUUCCUGCUUUGAAGGAGAGAGGGAGUCAGAGUCAGAAUCAGAAUCAGAGGUCGUCUGUUGCUUGAUUUAGGUGCGGAAUGUACAUGUCAAUUUGUUUAUCUGAUUGAUACUUUUUUAAUGUCCGGUAAAAUUGAUAGAGUUGGGCAUAGG
This is a messenger RNA of Monascus purpureus, 1029 nucleotides long. The record is from the annotation of a GenBank genome assembly. Lineage: Eukaryota; Fungi; Ascomycota; Eurotiomycetes; Eurotiales; Aspergillaceae.